Molecule: messenger RNA, 1677 nt
Organism: Papilio polytes (common Mormon)
Lineage: Eukaryota; Metazoa; Arthropoda; Insecta; Lepidoptera; Papilionidae
Product: carboxypeptidase M
Exons: 13
Coding region: 180-1577 (465 amino acids)
Biological process (GO): proteolysis
Cellular component (GO): cell surface
Molecular function (GO): zinc ion binding; metallocarboxypeptidase activity
Source: RefSeq, a predicted model, not a curated record
GCCAACGCUGCCAGUCGUAGUUUGUCCGUCCGGAUACUAGGACCAUACAUCCCACCUGAUUUAAUGAUAAAGUUUAUCCCCGAAAAAGUCGUGAACUUAACUUCUUGUGUUUCAUAGACGUGAUUAUACCAAUGUUGAAAUAUUGCUUAUUACUAGUGUAUUUAGUUCUGUGAUUUAAGAUGGCCAGAUCUCUGGUAACCAGGAUAGUGACACUUUGUUUAGUGAUCACUGCAACGUACGGACAAAUCCCCGACACACAAUACUCUAGUGAAGAUACCACGCCGAAUUUGAGUGAUGUUGAAGGCCGACAGAGUAGUUCUGACCUGGAGUUCCGUUAUCACGACCACGAGGAACUGACGCGGUACCUACGGGCGGUAUCCGCAAAGUAUCCGGCCCUUACAGCACUCUACUCUAUAGGGAAGUCUGUGGAAGGUCGUGACCUUUGGGUGAUGGUUGUUUCGGCUUCGCCUUACGAGCACAUGAUCGGAAAACCUGAUGUGAAAUAUGUGGCCAACAUCCACGGCAAUGAGGUCGUCGGACGGGAAUUGCUGUUGCAUCUCAUACAGUACUUGGUGACAUCUUAUGAAACAGAUUCAUACAUCAAAUGGCUACUAGACAACACGAGGAUUCACCUGAUGCCGUCUAUGAACCCUGAUGGUUUCGCCAACUCCAACGAAGGUCAAUGUGUCACCACUGUCGGCAGGCACAACGCCCGGAGGUACGACCUGAACAGAAACUUCCCAGACUUCUUCAUACCGAACACGAAGCAGUCGCAGCCAGAGACGGAGGCUGUCAAGGAGUGGAUCAGCAAGAUACAGUUCGUGCUGUCGGGCUCGCUGCACGGCGGCGCCCUCGUCGCCUCAUACCCCUUCGACAACACCCCUAGUGCUAGAAUGUGCAGAUCUUCUGUAUUAUGCAAAGUGUUCCAAAGAUACUCGCCGACGCCGUCUAUCGCGCCGGACGACGACGUCUUCCGUCACCUAUCGCUGGUCUACUCCACGAACCACGCUAAGAUGUCACGCGGCGUCUCCUGCAGGUCCCACGUCCCCUUCAAGGAUGGCAUCACUAACGGUGCAGCCUGGUAUCCACUCACAGGUGGAAUGCAAGACUACAACUACUUGUGGCACGGGUGUAUGGAAAUCACUUUGGAACUUUCGUGUUGCAAAUACCCACCAGCACAUGAACUGCCCAAAUAUUGGGCCGACAACCAACAGGCGCUGAUCAAAUACCUGGCGGAGGCUCACCGCGGCGCACACGGCUUCGUGAUGGACGAGAACGGCAACCCGGUGGAGCGCGCGGCCGUCAGGGUGAAGGGCCGUGACGUUACAUACCACACCACCAAGUACGGAGAGUUCUGGCGCAUACUCCUGCCUGGCAACUAUCGUCUUGAUGUGUCAGCGGAGGGCUACAUACCGCAAGAAGUAGAGUUCGUCGUCAUUGACAGCCAUCCAACACUGUUAAACGUCACUCUUCAUUCCGCUAAAUUGGAGAGAAGCCGCACGUCGCUACCGAGGCAGAAGCCGGUCUCGCUUCACGCCGCCGACAAUCGCAACACUACUUGGUCUAUCCCGAAAUAAUCUUUAUUUGCGUAUUGACAACGGGGGCUACUACCGGCCGCUGGCGCCACGGCCGCCGCCUGCGCCCGCGCCGGGCUUCUUUGCCUCCAUCACAAACUCC